Messenger RNA from Medioppia subpectinata, 1775 nucleotides. Lineage: Eukaryota; Metazoa; Arthropoda; Arachnida; Sarcoptiformes; Oppiidae. The record is from the annotation of a GenBank genome assembly.
AUGAAUGAAAUGAAUGAAUGCUAUAAAAUGCAAAAAUGCAUGGCUUGUAGUGUCGGUGUAUGUGUAGUGCCGGGAAUGGGAGCGGGAAUGGGAAGAGUAGGGACGAUGGCACAGAAGAGCGACCCGUCGGCUGAAGACUCGUUGUGUGCGGGAGUGGCCAACAUUGGUCUCAAUGUGAUGGCACCGGUAUUCGUGCCUUCAUUCCCUGUCCCGCAAAAUGUCAACAAUUGUGACAACGAUGAAGAGGCGGACGACACGAUUGAAGGAGAGGCCGGAGAGGCGAGCGAAAAGGCUAAGACCCAAAAGGGACGCAAAACGAAGCGAAAGGCGCACAAAGCGUUGUCCAAUGAUGGCAGUCCGAAGAAGGAUCACUUAAAUAUGGUAUUCAUCGGUCACGUGGACGCCGGCAAGUCUACUAUCGGAGGACAACUGCUUUACUUGACGGGAAUGGUUGACAAACGAACGCUCGAGAAGUACGAGAGAGAGGCCAAAGAGAAGAACAGGGAGUCGUGGUAUCUGUCGUGGGCUUUGGACACCAAUCAAGAGGAACGCGACAAAGGAAAGACUGUGGAAGUGGGCCGCGCCUACUUCGAGACCAAAAACAAACACUUUACACUAUUAGACGCACCCGGCCAUCGAGGCUUUGUGCCGAACAUGAUCGGCGGCGCGUGUCAGGCAGACCUUUCCGUUCUCGUCAUAUCCGCCCGUAAAGGAGAGUUUGAAACCGGCUUUGAAAGGGGCGGUCAGACCCGAGAGCACGCUAUGUUGGCCAAGACUGCCGGCGUCAAACAUAUGGUAGUUCUCAUCAAUAAGAUGGACGACCCGACCGUUGAAUGGAGUGAAUCGCGUUAUAACGAGUGCUGUGAAAAGCUUCUUCCAUACCUGAAAAAGUGUGGAUUCAAUCCGAAAAAUGAAAUCUAUUUCAUGCCGUGUUCGGGAUUGACCGGAGCUUUCCUUAGAGAACCCCUCGAUGAGUCCCUGUGUUCGUGGUUUAGAGGUCCAUCAUUUCUCGAUUACAUCGAUGCUCUGCCGGUGUGGUCGCGUCACGUGGACGGCCCCUUCCGGUUGCCGGUUGUGGACAAAUACAAAGACAUGGGAACCGUUAUAUUCGGAAAAGUGGAGAGCGGUUGCACUCGAAGGGGCGCUCAACUCAUGCUAAUGCCUAAUAGAAAACAAGUAGAGGUUCUGCAGCUGUGGACUGACGAGGAAGAGGUAAAUCAAGUGAGUUCUGGAGAAAAUGUCAAAAUCAAACUGAAAGGCGUUGAGGAGGAAGAGGUGACCGCAGGGUUUGUCUUAUGCGAUGCGUCGGCGCCCUGUAAUGUGGGCCGCAUUUUCGACGCACAGGUGGCUAUUCUGGAGCACAAGUCUAUCAUAUGUCCGGGUUAUUCGGCUGUCCUUCACAUCCAUUGUGCCGUCGAAGAGAUUAGUGUCAAAGCAAUCAUCGACUUAAUGGACAAGAAGACCGGCAAAAGGGCGAGGGUACAUCCGAGGUUCGUAAAGCAGGAUCAGGUGGCGCUCAUGCGACUGGAGUGCUCGGGAGGCCUCAUAUGUAUGGAACCGUUCUCUCAGUUCCAGCAAAUGGGAAGGUUUACGCUGAGAGACGAGGGAAAGACUAUUGCGAUCGGAAAAGUGUUGAAAGUUGUCGAAUGACUAUCAAAGGCGAGAAGACCUGACUUUGGCUUUUCGGCUCCAGACAUGACAGCGGAUGAGAUGAACAGUAAAAAGAGCAGAAAGUGUUAAACAUUUUUUAAUAAAUAAAAAGAACUGAUAAAUGA